Olea europaea var. sylvestris is the source of this 2462-nucleotide messenger RNA. Its product is annotated as methyl-CpG-binding domain-containing protein 13. The coding region runs from base 402 to 2207 and encodes 601 amino acids. Lineage: Eukaryota; Viridiplantae; Streptophyta; Magnoliopsida; Lamiales; Oleaceae. The record is from RefSeq and is a predicted model, not a curated record. Gene Ontology annotation, molecular function: DNA binding. The transcript has 9 exons.
AGAAAAUACGAGGAAGAGAGAGAGAUAUUCAAGAAAAUGCAUUUAUUUAUUCUUGAAUGUACCAUUCAAUUUCAACCCUAGAUUAUACAUAAUCCAUAUCAUGGCCACGUUUUUCCUUUACUCGAAUGGCAACGCUGAAAGUUUGGCAGCACGUGGCUGUGAAUGCAUUUUGUCCGAUUCUCCCUACUUUUUCACAACCCCAUUACUACCCCUUAGUCUAUUGUCAAGUCUUUGCUCUUCGUUUUCACUCUAGAGAGAGAGAGAGAGAGAGAGAGAGAGAGAGAGGAGAGAAAUUCGAGAUUUUACCUAAGGGGAUGCAUGUUUUUGUAUUUUCUUGAACUGGUUUUUUAGUUAAUAUUUAUUAUAGAAACUGUCGGCUUAAUUUCGGAGAGUUUGAUGAAAUGAGUGACCACCCAGAUUGGCUGCCAGCAGGCUGGAAAAUUAAAAUUGGAGUUCGACAAAGUGGAAAGAAAGACAAGUACUAUAUUGAUCCAUCAAAUAAAAAAUUCAACUCCAAGCCAGAGGUGCUUCGAUAUCUCAAGAAUGCUGGGUCUGGGACAAAACAUACUAAAUCCAGGAAGCUGAAGAACAUUAACACCAGCAAGCAUGUUGACACCAGCAAGCACUCUGCUUCUAAAAUUGACAUCAAGAAGACUGUAGCAGAAAAUUUACCUCCAGGAUGGGUUAAAGAAAUUAGAAUCAAAAGAAAUGGUAGCAAGACCAGGAGCGACCCGACCUACAUUGAUCCUGUUAGUGGACGUCAUUUUCGCUCUAUGCCAGAAGUUUUUCGCUACCUUGAAGCUAGAGAUUCAGAAAAGGUUAAGUGCAAGCCAAAGGACAAGGGCUCAAUCAAUGCGGAGUCGGGAGGCCAUUCUCAAUCUGUUAGUGUGUCAUCUUCUGGAGCUAAACGACAGAGAUGGGCUGACAAGAAAGAAGAUAAAUACGUGACUGGAGACCAAUGCUCAAAACCAGGCUUCAAAGAUAUGACAAUGAAUAAUGCCAACAUAUUAGGUGCUAAACAUUUGAAGCCAAGAGAAGUGGAAGAUGAUUCUGUAGCUGGAGACCUUCGAUAUAAGCUACAGCUAAUAAAUGGAAAAGAACAACAUGAAGAUAGAAAGAGGCAGAAUAAGAUAUUUGCUGGCAAUGAAGUUGAAAAAAAUGUUAAUGAGGAUCAAAGCUUAAAAUCAGGUUCAAAAGGUGCUUCAACGAAGAAUAAUCCACCAGAAGCCAAUGAUAACCAGCAAAGUGUAAAAUCUGUUUCUGUAGCUGGGGAUUUUUCAGAUAAGCUAUCAUUAGUAAACAAAGUGGAACAACAUGAAGACACUGUGAAGCAAAAUAUAAAAUCAGCUGACAAUGAAGUAGAUAAAAAUGCUAAUGGGGAUCCAAGCUUAACGUCAGGUUUGGAAAGGGCUGAAAUGAACAAUGAUAAUAUGCCUGAGGCGAAUAACUUGGUGCAAAAAUUAAAACAAGAUGAAUCUGUAACUGGGGAACUUCCAGAUAUGCAACUGCAGGUAAACAGAAUGGAACAGCAUGAAAACGGAACAAACCCACAAAAGAGGAAAAGGUUGAAUAGCAAAACGCUAGGUGACUUACCUCGAAGAACUUCAAAACGACUUGCUAAGAUUGAAGUCGAUCGGUUGGUGGAAGUAAAACCAAAAAAUGAAGCUCAACCAGCAGCUUUACUUUCAGGCAAGACAGAAGUUAAUGGCGCCAAUAAAUUUUGUAAUCAUAGUUCUUCAAAUGGAUUUGAGAAGCUCAAAAGUGAAAAUUCAGAUGACAAUAAGCAGAAACGUUCUGCUAUUUUGCCUCUUAGAGAUCUUUCUUCUCCAAAACCGCAUGCUGGGGAUGACCAUAAUGGAGGUGAGAAACAAGAAAUGCCUAUUGACACCUCAUUCAACGAUUUAUUGAAGGAUCCUUGCAUUGAAUUUGCAAUAAAAACUCUUACUGGUGCAAUACCAAUAGAAGAUGUGAACAAGUUUAAUGACGGUUUAGUGUCUUCUCUGCCGUCGUCUAGUGCAAUUUCAGUUCCCAUGCCUCCCGGGGAUGUAUGGGCAGAUCCAUGUUUUGAGUUUGCAGUUAAAACUCUCACUGGUGAAGUUCCCAUGGUUGAUAAUUCUCAUGUUCAGAAUUCAUCAAACCAGCCACUGGACUCAUCAGAAACCAGUAGAGAUAAUGGCCUAGUGCUGCCAAAUUUCAGCCUUGCAUAGGAGCAAAUGGUAGCUGAAAGAAUUUUGUGGAUUCAAGUUUUCACUACUGCAUGGAGUAGAAGUGCACAUAAGAAAUGUAUGGUGAUAGCAAAACUUCAGCUUGAGAUCUGUGUGUGAAUGUUGUACCGUGACAAGAAUUUUAGUCUUUUAACUGUAUUCUUGCCUUCCUGCAGCUGCUGAUUUGAUUCCUCUUUACUGUUGUAGUAUAAUUAAUACUAGUUGAAAAGUAUAACUAGCCUGCUAUCUUCUUACUUA